Molecule: messenger RNA, 1277 nt
Organism: Ochotona princeps (American pika)
Lineage: Eukaryota; Metazoa; Chordata; Mammalia; Lagomorpha; Ochotonidae
Gene: AGXT
Product: alanine--glyoxylate aminotransferase
Exons: 11
Coding region: 98-1276 (392 amino acids)
Cellular component (GO): peroxisome
Molecular function (GO): L-serine:pyruvate transaminase activity; L-alanine:glyoxylate transaminase activity
Source: RefSeq, a predicted model, not a curated record
GGCUAGGAGCCCACUGACCAGGUCGACUGGGAAACGCCCCGGUCAGCGGCCAGGCCAGUGUGGUCCUGUGUCCCCAGGCAGCAGUUUGGUGCAGACCAUGGCCUCCCAGCAGCUGCUGGUGGCUCCCCCAAAGGGCCUGCGCCGGCCCCUUGUUCUCCCCUACCAGCUCCUGCUGGGGCCUGGACCCUCGAACUUGGCACCCCCAAUGCAGGUGGCCGGCGGGCAGCGAAUGAUCGGGCACAUGCACACCAGCAUGUUCCAGGUCAUGGAUGAGAUCAAGCAGGGCAUCCAGUAUGCCUUCCAGACCCAGAACGCUCUCACACUGGUGGUCAGCGGCCCGGCGCACUGCGCCCUGGAGACAGCCCUGUGUAACCUCCUGGAGCCUGGCGAUGCCUUCCUGGUCGGGGCCAAUGGCAUCUGGGGGCAGCGGGCAGCUGAGAUUGGAGAACGACUGGGGGCCCGAGUGCACCCCAUGAUCAAAGACCCUGGCAGCUACUACACCCUGCAGGACGUGGAAGAGGGCCUGAACCAGUACAAGCCAGCGCUACUGUUCCUGACUCAUGGGGAAUCAUCCACUGGGGUCAUACAGCCCCUCGACAGCUUUGGGGAGCUCUGCCACAGGUACAAGUGCCUGCUCCUGGUGGACUGCGUGGCCUCCCUGGGAGGGGCUCCCCUCUACAUGGACCAGCAAGGUAUUGAUGUCCUGUAUGCCGGCUCCCAGAAGGUCUUGAAUGCCCCUCCUGGGAUGUCCCUCAUCUCCUUCAGCGACAGAGCCAAGAGCAAGGUGUACAACCGCAAGACGAAGCCCUUCUCUUUCUUCAUGGACGUCAAGUUGCUGGCCAACAUCUGGGGCUGUGACGGCCAGCCCAGGAUGUACCAUCACACGGUUCCUGUCAUUGGCUUAUUAGCUCUCAGAGAGAGCCUGGCCCUCCUGGCGGAGCAGGGCCUGGAGAGGAGCUGGCAGCGACACCACGAGGUCACCCAGUAUCUGCAUCGCCGCCUGCAGGAGCUGGGCUUACAGCUAUUUGUGAAGGACCCGGCGUUCCGGCUGCCCACAGUCACGACGGUGGUCGUGCCUGCCGGAUACCGCUGGAGGGACGUCAUCAGCUAUGUCAUGGAUCACUUCAGCAUUGAAAUCACCGGUGGCCUGGGCCCCACAGUGGGGAAGGUGCUGCGGAUCGGCUUGCUGGGCUGCAACGCAACGCGGGAGAACGUGGACCGCCUGGCGGAUGCCCUGAGGGAGGCCCUGCAGCACUGCCCACAGCACCAGCUGUGAG